This is a messenger RNA of Scatophagus argus, 2278 nucleotides long. RefSeq lists its product as uncharacterized. The record is from RefSeq and is a predicted model, not a curated record. NCBI's taxonomy places the organism in Eukaryota, Metazoa, Chordata, Actinopteri, Scatophagidae. The transcript is spliced from 2 exons. Bases 243 to 860 code for a protein of 205 amino acids.
CUCCGGAAGACCAGGCACUGGUGAGGAGGAGAGCAACACGUUGCGCACUUUUCAGAAGUCUUCCACGUUUUCAGUUGCUCUGCAUGCACACUCAGGGCUUUUUUUUUCUGGCUGCAGUGGGAUCUUAAUUUAUGAUUCUGAAGUUGUGCAAGCAAGAUAUUGAUCCUGGGCUACAGUAAAACAGCAAUUCUACAAGAGGACAGCGAGAUCUGAGCCUAAAGCUCAACACAGCUAUCAGUUUUAUGCUUCUGUUAUACAGGACCACAAUGCCAAGGUAUUUCACCGUGGUGGUGGUGUCUUUUGGCAUACUGCCGCCCCUUCUGCUGGCUGCAGGAGCAUUUGAGUGCUCAGAGAAGGAAGCAUUGCUGAAACAGAUCCCGAACACAGUGACACAAAUAACAGACUGUGUGAUUGAGUGCACUGGGAUGACGUACAUCAAAAAACUGCAACUUCAGGACAACCGUAAUAUAAGACUGCAAGAUUCCACGGAAGGAGACCUUGGGGAAUAUUGCUGGCCUAUGGAGCUCAAGUGCACCAUUGGAGAGAGCUUUCAGCAUGCAUACGUGGUGAUUCCUGUGGAUAUAUCUGCAGCUGGACAUGAGAUGCUGGAGGUCAAAUCCACAGGCCCCACUGCCACCACACUGCAGGCACAUAACAGUCCCACCACAGUCGCUGACAGCUGUGGGCUCCGUUACGACGUCACACAGCACAUCAGCACAGAGAAUGCAGGGACGUCUUUCUGUGUACAAGUCGUCGCCCGGGAAGAUGUCCUGGGGGACAAAAUCCUUAAAUGUCCCCCCUUUCUGGUCACCUUCUGGGAGAGAAAUCGAAAUCAGUCCAACCAACAAGGCGGUGGAUAAAAUCUCAGUGAUGGAAUGAGUCGUCAGAUCUUUUACUUAAGUAAAAGUACUAAUACUACACUGUAAAAAUACUCUGUCGCAAGUAAUAGUUCUGCAUUGAAAAUAAUACUUUAGGAAGAGUAAGUAUGUAUAAUCAGGAAAAUGGAUCUAUAGUAAAAAUACUCAAUGCAAAAAAAUGCCCCAUGUGACUGUUAUAUAUGACAUUAGAUUAUUACCCAUGCAGUACAAUCCUUUUAUUUACUUUUGUGGCUGACUGAGCUGGAGUUAAUGUUUAGCUGUUUUGUAUGGCACUGCAACUGAUGAUUAUUUUCAUUAUGGAUUAAUCUGCUGAAUAUUUCUACAUUAAUUGAUCGUUUGGACUGUAAAACUGAAAUGCUUUCACGCUCAUUUUGUCCAAACCACAGUCCAAAUCCUCCAAACUCUACAGAUGAUUCAAAGGGAAAGCAGCAAAAUUCUCACAUUUCAGAAGAUGGAGCCAUGAAAUGUUGAUGAAAUUACUUACUUACUUCAGCUCUAUGUGUAUGCACUGUUGGAUAGUUUAAUCUAUGAAAAUACAUUAUAUUGUAUAAGCUCUUCAUGUGUUUUUGUAUGCAAACAUUUGUAAAGUAACCAGUAAACAUUCAGAUAAAUGUAGUGGAGUGCAGUGUAGAAGUAUAAAGUAGCAAAAAUGGAAAUGCUCAAAUAAAGUAUAACACUUAGUAUUUAGUUACAUUCCAUCUGCUCAAUCAAUAAGGAUCACUGAUGAAUCACAAAACUGACUUGUAGUGAGGUUGAUUUUACAAGCUUAAAACCUCACCUGAAUGUGUAAGUCUUGUCUGUAUUAUAACCAUAAUACAUGAAAUAACAUAACAAUAACCACAGGCUUACACAUCUUGUUUUUGCAUAUCAUUUCUGUUCCAGAUUUUCUUUUUUAGUUUCUUCUGUGUGACAGAUCACAGUUGACAAACACACACACAUUUAAGUACAUUUGUGCACAUUUAGGCCACAGAUUUCAUUGCCAAACUAAAUGCUUUAGUGGAGUCUCUGCACUCAUUAUGCAAAUUUCCACUCAUUAACUACUUACAGUAUAUUCUGAGCAUUAAUUUCUCAUUAGAUGAUUUUCUGUUUUCCAAGGAUAUUUUAGAAGAAUAAAUGAUAAUCUGCCUUGAGGCUUACUUAAUGAGACUUUGCACGUUUAGUUUCAUUGUUUUAGUUGUGAAGGUAUUGGAUGGCAUUUAAGCACAGAAACAGAUCACUUCACAUGCAUGAAUCCAGCUUUGUCAAGCAGUGAGAGAACCAGAAAAUUAGCUUCAUCAGAGCUCUGCUGGAUCUAUUCAGAGGCAACCAGUGAUGGAAAAGUUCUCAGUUAAAUAAAGAAUGUAAAUAUGAGAUGUUAAUGGUCGUAAGUGUUUAUGGCAACAUUAAAUCAUUUUAUUUUC